Molecule: messenger RNA, 2340 nt
Organism: Meira miltonrushii
Lineage: Eukaryota; Fungi; Basidiomycota; Exobasidiomycetes; Exobasidiales; Brachybasidiaceae
Exons: 1
Coding region: 164-2290 (708 amino acids)
Source: RefSeq, a predicted model, not a curated record
CAAUGGACAAACAUCAUGACUUGUCUAUAUGCAGAUGUUGUUCAUUAAAAUACAUACUCUUUUUCAUCAUUCUAUAACCAUCUAUCUCUUAACUCGGUGACACGACCAAUCUCUCUCUCCACUCAUCAUUGAGUGCUGAGUCAAUCUCUGGAAGAUGAACAGAAUGCCUUCUCCGAAAGAUGACAACAAAAAGCCAUCAAUAGAAUCCAUUCGACUUGCUGAGAAUAGACCGUCAUCACAAUCACAACAUGCGCAGGCGCAACAGAGUGAGAUGCAUACACUCGCUUCCCAAGAAGGAAACCAGAGAAACACUCAUAUGAUUCAAAUCGAACAACAAGAACUAGAAGAGUCAGGUAAGAAAUCCCCUUCAUCACAACGAACAAUCGACGAAAAACAUUUCGAUCACAAGUCAAGUCAAUACGAUGUAGAAGCAGCCAGCUUACCCAAAAUGGAACGCAAAGUAAAUACGACCGAAGAAGAGGAAACAAGUCAAGAUGAUGCAGAUGAAGAUAAAGAAUUGAAUGAUAAUCCUAAACAAAGAAUGCACGUAAGCAUGUUUAGUAAUCGAGAUGACAAGAACCAGCCACCCUCAAAACAACCCGGCUUCGAUGAUUUAUUCUUCGAUCUUUUACUAACGGCUUGUUUGUCCGUUUACGGUAAUAAUGCAGACCUGGCCUCAGCUUCCAAAAUCGGUGUGUUCAUUGGAUACUUCUCUUUACUCUGGUGGUCAUGGUGGUCGCAAACUUUGUUCGAUGUUCGUUUCAGAGGAAGGGAUCGAUUUGGUUUUUAUAUGCAAUGCGGUCAACGUAUAGUCCGAAGUACCUGUUUAGGUGUUUGGGUAGCCUUUGCCACUGUUUCAUCCGAAUUUGCCCGUGGAGGUUAUACGAACUUUACCACAAUUUACGUUUGUUCAAGAGGAACUUUGAUUGCCGAUUAUUUGCUUGUGAUCGCUCGCACUUACAUUCAUAAGACUAAAUUUUGGGAUGAUGAUAUACCUUUUGCCGUCGAAAGACGUGAACGAUCGCACAUUUCUGAAAGACAAUGUCAUUUGAUCAUCAUCGGUGGAACGCUCAUCUCUAUGGCUCUUUGGAUCGCAAGCCCAUACGUUGUCGAUAAUAAUCAUACACUGCCACCUGCAGUGAUUGGAAUGUGGAUCGCUGGUAUUGCAGUUGAAAUGGUUGCAGAGAUGAUUGUCGAAAUAUUUGGAUCUCUUCGCUCUAUAUCUGCAACUCCGAUUGUUGAACGUUUGGCAUUGUUCUCACUUAUGGUCUUCGGUAAUGGUUUCGAGAAUAUUGGUCAAGCACUCAAUCAAAUCAGUCCAGGCAGUCGUGAUUUCAACAGAGGAGGCUUGCCUGUUGGAGGAUGGUCUACUCUCACGGUAUUAAAUGCUGCUGCAAGUGUGAUAAUUGUGACUCUGCUUUUCUUUGGCUAUUUUUCAAGAGCUAUAAAGGAAUUUGUUGCACAUCCUGCGCGGAUAAUGACGUGGUGCUAUGCUCACAUCGUUUUGCACAUCGCUUCUGCAGUUUUGAUGAUCGGAUUGGGAAAAGUAAUUCUCUAUGUCAACACUCUUAGUGGACUUGUACGAUUUGGACAAAAUGCUUCAAUUUACUUGCCCGAUGAUGAAGGAUGGCUAAACUAUCUCAAUUCCACAGGACCGGAUGAAACUCUCAAUAAUGGCACUAUUCCAGCUUUGGAUGAUAUACAAAACUAUUAUGCACGUUCGAUUAUAGCAAUCUUUGCUACGAUCACAUCUUUGCAGGGAGCAAUCAUUCCGGAUGUAGAUUUGGCAAAUGCUUUGGCAAAUUCUACAGAACCUUUCAAGAAUGUUCAAUUACCACCUGCUGCCAGUACUGCUAUUGGAAAUUAUGCAAACGUGAUCACUGGAAUGCAACAGACCGACAGUUUAGAUCAAUAUCUUUCACAAAACGCAUAUAACUUUUAUUAUGUUUAUCUUUGUCCGGCGGUUUAUAUGUUUGGCGAUAUUGCACUUAAAUUACUUCAACAUUCUGCAAACGGAUGGCGAUCGAUUGAAAGGCCGAUAAUAAUAAGUCAAUCGAUUAGAUUGUUUUUUGGCGUUGCUCUUGUCUUAGUGCAAAUUGGAUAUUUGAUUGAGUUAGGUCAUGCUGAUCCAGAGACGUUGGCGGUUGAAUGUUGUUUGAUCAUUCUUGCUUGUAUUAUGAUGCUAGAAUCUUUCUUACAGAUCAUUUUGCUAUUUAUGCCCACUUUUCAUAAAAUAUAUAGAAGACAUAUACUGAGAAAACGAAGAGGAUCGCUUUCUCUCUCUGUCUAAUUCAUAUCUUUGUACAAAAUGAAUUGCUAUAUGAAUACGGGUGUUGUAUU